AUGUGGUCAGCUGAUGAAAUCGCUGGGCUGUGCUACCUGCAUUAUAGGACGAGACUCCCCAGGCAGGGGAAACCAGAUCCAAAGAGGGAAUGGACUUCACUGGCAGCUGUUGUCAAAGUGGAGUCUGCAGCCCAAACUGAGGCUUUUGCUAGUCCAGGGAACCUCCAGGUAUCUAAGGAAGUUGUUGCUAUGGGAACUGGAACAAAAUGUAUUGGCCAAAACAAAAUGAGAAAAAAUGGAGACAUUUUGAAUGACAGUCAUGCUGAAGUUGUGGCCAAGAGGAGCUUCCAGAGGUACCUUCUCCAUCAGGUGUGGCUGGCAGCCUCCCUUCAGCAGUGUAGUAUCUUUAGUCCGGGAACUGAAACUGGAAAAUGGAAGCUUAAACCAAAUAUCGUAUUUGUUUUCUUCUCCAGUCAUACCCCAUGUGGAGAUGCUUCUAUUAUUCCAAUCAGUGAACCAGAGAACCAGCUUUCUAAGCCAGUGACUGCAGGUGAUGCAGCUGGACAAUCAGCAGAGUGUAGAAGUAACCACGAUCAUUUACGUCCAGAAGAUAAAAGGAAAGCAGAGAAUAUGGCAACUAAUCGUGCAAUCAAGAGAAUGAAGACUGAAGAUGAUGGUUGUUUUUCCACAGUCACCAAAGACCUGCCUGUUCAGCAACAAUCUGUAAAACGAGAAGACGACACAAAUCAAAAGUGCUGUGACUGUUCUGCAGAGAUGCAAACAGCUCAUAAGGAGACUGGCUUAGUGAGACCAAAGGUAGUAGAUGUUCAUAGAACUGGAGCCAAAUGUGUACCUGGAGAGCUGGAUGAUGCCCGAGCACCUGGGCUGGGGUACCACUGUGUGGGAUUAUUACGAGUGAAGCCAGGUCGUGGAGACAGAACGUGCUCUAUGUCCUGCAGUGAUAAACUGGCUCGCUGGAAUGUGUUAGGGUGUCAAGGAGCUCUUCUCAUGCAUUUCCUGCAGUAUCCAGUGUAUCUGUCAGCAGUUGUAGUGGGGAAGUGUCCAUAUAGCCCAGAAGCCAUGCGGAGAGCAAUUAUUGAAAGGUGUAAGCACAUCUCAUCUUUACCAGAUGGUUUUCUGGCUCAGGAGGUUAAGCUGCUGCAAUCAGAUCUUCGAUUCGAACACAGUCGUGAGGCAGUUCAGGAAGUUCAAUCUAACAGCAAAACAAAACUUGUUCCUUGUAGUGCAGCCAUCAGUUGGAGUGCAGUCCCUGAGGAACCUCUGGAUGUCACCUCAAAUGGCUUCCGCCAGGGAACAACAAAGAAGGGGAUUGGGAGCCAUCAGAGCAGAUCCAAGAUCUGUAAAGUGGAGCUCUUCCAUAAAUUCCAAAAGCUGGUGACAAGUAUUUCACAAGAGGAUCUACCAGACACUCUCCGGAUGAAGACUCUAAAAACCUACUGGGACUACAAGGAAGCUGCACUGAAUUAUCAAGAAGCCUGGAAAGUGCUGCGUAGCGAAGCCCUGCUGGGUUGGGUCAAGAAUGCCAAAGAAUACUUGCACUUCACAUGAGAAUCCAUGUGGCUACGUAAAUCCAGCAAUAAGCUCUGGUCCACAGCAGAUACCUCUGCAGUUCAAGGUCCAGGAAAAGAUGUCCUCAGUUCAUGUGCUGUAAAGAGACAGGAGUGAAAAGGAAAGAAAUUUAUAGAGGUCUUUAUUUUCGUUGUGUUGAAGCGCCCUUUUUAUUUAAAUGCAGAAAAUUAUCAUUGCUGACUUGAAGUUCUGAGCUGCAUGAAACAAUAUGCCUCCAAAAGAAAGGAAGCAGGGAUGUGCUGCCCUCUGUUAUAUGAGGAUAUGAUCAAUCUGCCAUAAUUGUUGCAGUGAAAGUAAUGUCACCUGAAAUUGAAGCAGUGCUGUGGAAGAAAGGCCGUCAUUGUAAAAUUUUAGUGCUGCUUUUUUCUUCCAGUCCUCAUAAUGUUAUGGUUGUUUUUCUGUUGCUGGGACAACACUAAUGUAUAGUAAGUAAUAUUUUUAUAACUCUUGGCUCUCCUUGUCUGGUGCCUGGAAGAAUUUUCCAUGUCCCCCAGCCCUAUUUCUUCUAACUGGAAAUACUAGUUCGGUUAAAGCGUCAUUUUUUCUGGGAAUCAAUCAUAUAUAGUGCUAUUUACUAAAUAUAGCCACAGCUACAGCCACAGCAGAAGUAAAAGAGUGCUGGGGAGGAGUCUGUGUCAAAUAAUACCUCUUAUGAUAUCCCAUGCAUCUCUCUUAAUUUCAGGACUUUGACAGAUAACCCUCCAACUGCUUUGCUUCCAUAGGAAAGAAAGAAAUGUCCUGAAUUACGUGAUUCAAACCUGUCAAUCCUGUGGAACUACACGCAAGCAUUUACCUACUUUUCAGUGUUUCAAGCACUGUGCAUCCCCCUUGUCCCCCUGUGGGAUGUGGUUAAUUAAAAGCAGAAAUGCCUUAGCCAUUUAUGUCACUGUUCCCUGGCAAGUGUUCAUUAAUAGCCUGGCAAAGGUGGAGAUGCUUUGGGGGGACUGCAAGUACUCUCUGGCAUGUGUCUUACAGUCUCUUGUCAUCAUGCUUUAUUACCAACUAACAUCUGCACGGCAAAACCGUCAACACUGCGAGCAGUUGUGGGGGAAGCAGUGGAUGGAUAACCCUCCCUAAACUUUCUGUCCCAGUUAUUGCCUUCUAUGAGCAAGUUCAGGACUGUGUAACUGCUACUGAGCACACUCCCCCUUUGUAUUUUUUCUCUUGUAAACCACAAAUUGUAAAAUAUUUGGACAAGGCAAUGGCAAGAUGAAAGAAGUGGAUAAUUUAGAACAUAGGAAUUCUUCAGUGAUUUGAAUUUUCUGCUCUUUGGUAUAUUACAGUUUUGGAUUUGAAAAAUGGGCACAGCAGUUCUCCAAACAGCCUUUGCUGUCAACCUACUGAGCUAGAUAUGGGACCAAACAGUACAUUCUGAGAAUUGAUUACAGCAAAUCCUUUUACUUCAUGAUUACAUUGACUUGUCAGAUAAGUAUAGUUCUCUCUUACUUGUUGAAGAAAAAACAAAAACCUUGAAUUCUGUGUGUAUAAGCCUAUUCUCUCAAAUGCAGCACUAACAUGCAGAAAGACCAGUUGUACUGGUGAGGGGGGAGUCAUUGUAUGUUUGUAGAGGGCAGGGGAUUAUGGAGAUUGGGUGACUUGCAUGAUUCAUCAGAGGAUAAAAAAUGGCCAGAUGCCAUUGCAUAUGGGCCACAGGGUGAACUGUUGAAGACAAAUGGUAGCAGUUACUGUAGUUGAGCAAAUAGUGUUGCAAAGGCAGUCCUGUAGUGUACCUAAAGAACUACCAGUAAAUUUCCAGGUUCCUGAAAUUUACCUAUGUCAUUUCCUGAAAUCUUGCACAAACUAUUAACUUACCAUACCUAGUCUCCCUUUGUUAAUCAACAAUGUCUUAGUGAACCUCCUGACCAGACUGGAAUGUUCCCAUUUCCUAUUCAGCUGCAAUAUUAAAAUGGGUUGUGUAAGACUCAUUCUGUAGUCUUGGCAUCAGACUCGUUUUCAGAUGAGCAGUUAUAUGAUUUAAAUUCUUAUAACUCUUUUCUAAAAUUUGAGCCUGGCUGUUAGGAUUGUUGCUGGUAAGAUUUUUCUGUGCAUUUGUAAGAUGCUUGUGAACUGUAGACUGCCAUUUUUCUGUUACUUGUCAGAUUUAAAAGCAGUUUUCGAGGUGCUGAAUACUGAUAUUAACCUCAUGUUUUGAGUGGAGUCGAGGACAUAUUUAAGCUAGAGCAUGUCAAUGAAUAUACAAAGAGAGGGAAGGAGCUAAAACAAAACAGCAUUUUAAAGGCUAAGCCUGUGGAGGAUCUUAUACUCAACUGGAUGGCAUUUCUGUGAUGGAAAAUAAGUAUUUAAAUGCUGCAUCUGUUUAAUUCCAAAAUGUCAAGAAAUGCUGUAAGCAGUACUGUGAAACUGGUCUAAAAAUCAGAAGGGAAAGAUGCAGAGAUAGGAGAGGACGCAGUCUCUGCUUUUGUAAGAGGUAGCAAACUAAACUUUGAUCAUUGUCAGCAGAUCUUUGGAAGAAUUGCUCCUGAAAAGUACCAGUUGAUGUGUUCCAAGGUUGUAUCACUCCUUUGUGCUAGGAUAGCUGACACCCUGAGAAACAGAGAUAGGCAGGGCACAGGGAGGACAGCAGAAUGCAGACUCUGCCACAGGGGAGCAGAGUUGGGG
Molecule: messenger RNA, 4149 nt
Organism: Corapipo altera (White-ruffed manakin)
Lineage: Eukaryota; Metazoa; Chordata; Aves; Passeriformes; Pipridae
Gene: ADAT1
Product: adenosine deaminase, tRNA specific 1
Exons: 9
Coding region: 1-1509 (502 amino acids)
Biological process (GO): RNA processing
Molecular function (GO): adenosine deaminase activity; RNA binding
Source: RefSeq, a predicted model, not a curated record